Messenger RNA from Theobroma cacao (cacao), 1240 nucleotides. RefSeq names its product 11-beta-hydroxysteroid dehydrogenase-like 4A. Gene Ontology annotation, molecular function: oxidoreductase activity. Gene Ontology annotation, cellular component: cytosol. Lineage: Eukaryota; Viridiplantae; Streptophyta; Magnoliopsida; Malvales; Malvaceae. The record is from RefSeq and is a predicted model, not a curated record.
ACUAGUGUUUCUCUAUUGUUCUUGUGGUUGUUGACACGAUGGAAAUCAACAAGCUAUUGAACAUUGUCUUUCCCCCUCUACUUAUAAUUGCACUUGUUUUCAUCUUACCGCCAUUUCUUGUUUUCAAGCUUCUUUGUUCCAUUCAAAGGUUUGUGUACAAAGAAAACGUUGCCGGUAAAGUAGUACUCAUCACGGGAGCAUCUUCGGGCAUUGGUGAGCACCUUGCUUAUGAGUAUGCUAGAAGAGGAGCUCGUUUGGCCCUCGUAGCCAGAAGAACAGAUCGUCUUCAAAAAGUAGCUGAGAGAGCCCGACAGAUGGGGUCCCCCGAUGUAAUUGUGAUCACUGCAGAUGUAUCCAAGGUCGAAGAUUGUAAGCGAUUUGUUGACAAGACGGUGAACCACUUCGGGCAGUUGGACCAUCUGGUGAACAAUGCUGGGGUUGGUGCCGUGCAAUCUUUUAAAGUAACCAACAAUAUAUCUGAUUUUGUCCCUGUUAUGGACACAAAUUUUUGGGGUUCAGUGUACGGCACCCAUUUUGCAGUUCCACACCUGAGAAAAAGGAGAGGGAAGAUGAUUGUGAUGUCCUCAGCUUCUGCCUGGCUCGGCCUUCCAAAAACUAGCUUCUACGCUGCAAGCAAGGCAGCUCAAAUUGGUUUCUAUGAGUCAUUGAGGAUUGAAGUUGGUCCAGAAAUCGGAAUAACCAUUGUCACUCCUGGAUUUGUUGAGUCAGAAAUGACCCGAAGCAAUCAACAAAGAAAGGGUAAGCUCCAGUUUCUCGGAAACGAGCCAGCGGAUGUCUGUGCCAAGGCAAUUGUUGAAAGCACUUGCCGAGGAGACAUGUACCUGACAGAGCCAUUCUGGGUUAGGCCAUUGUAUCUUCUAAAGGUACUUUGUCCUGAGAUAUGGGACUGGGCUUGCCAGUUGCUACUUGUCCAUAGAAGAAGGACGGGGGAUAAAAAAGCAUAGCCGGCCGGACUGUCCUAAAUUAGGAAGGGAAACCCUGCUUCAGCAAUCUGCCUUCGAAGCUUGAAUAUGACUAUCUAGCUUCUAUUUUGUAGUUCAAUCUUUGGAUUAAAACAUUUUUCUUUCUAUCCUCCCUACCAACGGCUCCUCAAUAAUAGACAUAGGGAAUACUUCGGUUCUAGUGUACAACCAAAAUGUUACUUCAAUCUCACAAUAGUGUAAACAAAACUCUUGGGCUUCAAUGAAAGUAAUGCACGCAUGAGUUGUCUUGGCCUUUA